UGAAAACGGAAGUGUGCGAAUUUCGCGUUGGAAAAAAGUUCUCAUGGUUGUUUUCAUGCCAGUGUGAAAAAGUUAAGCUCCAGUCGUUUGUCGACUCUCAUGAAACUGUGUUGAAGGCGUUUGAAGACACCACAGGGACUAGUUGGGACUUUCUCACUGUGAAGGAUGAGGGGUGAACCAGGCCCAGUUCAGAUCGUUACAGUGUGUAAGGAGGAUCACUCCUUUGAUUUGGACACCGAGGCUUUGUCUCAGAUUCUGCUGGCUCCUGAGGUCCGAGACAAACAUGUGGUGGUGCUGUCAGUGGCCGGAGCCUUCAGAAAGGGAAAGAGCUUCCUGCUGGAUUUCAUGCUUCGUUACAUGUACAGAAAGGGGGAUGAAAACUGGCUCGGUAAGGAUGACGAACCGCUGACUGGGUUUUCUUGGAGAGGUGGUUCAGAACCAGAGACAACAGGCAUCCAGCUGUGGAGUGAAGUUUUCCUCGUGGAAAAGAGCGAUGGAACAGAGGUGGCAGUGGUGUUGAUGGACACUCAGGGAGCAUUUGAUGAUCAGUCCACAGUGAAGGACUGUGCCACCAUCUUUGCCCUCAGCACCAUGACCAGCUCAAUACAGAUCUACAAUCUGUCACAGAACAUUCAAGAGGAUGAUCUGCAGCAGCUACAGCUUUUCACAGAGUAUGGCCGUCUUGCUAUGGAUGAAAUCUUUCAGAAACCCUUCCAGUCUCUGAUGUUUCUAAUUAGGGAUUGGAGCUUUCCCUAUGAGUACGUCUACGGGUUUAAAGGAGGCAAUGAAUUCCUGGACAAACGGUUACAGGUUAAGGAGGCCCAACAUGAGGAGCUGCAAACAGUGAGGGAGCACAUCCAUUCAUGCUUCACCAAAAUUUCCUGCUUCUUGUUACCUCACCCUGGGUUGAAGGUUGCUACCAACCCUUCAUUUAAGGGGCAGCUUAGCGAUGUGGCGCCUGAGUUCAAAGAGCAGCUGCAGAGUCUGAUUCCUAAACUGCUGCAUCCGGAUCGUCUGGCUGAGAAAGAAAUAAAUGGCAAUAAAGUCACCUGCAGGGGCCUUCUUGAGUUUUUCAAGGCUUACAUCAAGAUUUACCAGGGAGAAGACUUACCACAACCAAAGACUAUGCUCAUGGCUACGGCAGAGGCCAACAACCUGGCAGCUGUGGCAACAGCCAAAGAUCAGUAUUACAAGAACAUGGAGAAGGUGUGUGGGGGAGACCUGCCUUAUGUCUCUCCUCAGUCUCUGGAGGAAAAGCAUAACUUUUUUUUCCGGGAGGCUCUUCACACCUUCUCAUCCACUAAGAAAAUGGGUGGACAGGACUUUUGUGAUCGUUACCAAGCACAACUGGAAAAGGAGCUGGAGGAGAUGUGGCAGUCUUUCAGCAAACACAACGAGUCAAAGAAUCUCUUCAGCGCCUUCCGGACACCUGCAGUGCUGUUUGUCCUGGUGUGCCUCCUCUACGUGCUGUCAGGCGUGUUGUUCUUCAUUGGCCUGUCUACCUUUGCCUUGGUGUGUGACUGCACUCUGGGCGUGGUCAUGAUGGCAAUGCUGACGUGGGCCUUCAUCCGCUACUCUGGUCGGUACCAGACUGUAGGAGGAGCCAUAGAUCAGGCUGCAGGUGUCGUCCUGGAGCAGGCUACUGUGGCGUUGAACAAGUCGAGAGGUGCGAGCACUGGUGACAAGAAGAAAUCCAGUUAAAGGACCUCUGAACCUUCAUAAUCUCGAUGCAAUUCAACCGGCGCACAACACAAGCACACAUUCAGCACUAAAGCCUUAUCAUGCCACCCACUGAAAGAAACAUGCACCCCAGCCACAUUGGCACAGGGUACAAACAUAAUGCCAAUUCACCAGCAUUUCUGUUAUGCACGUUAACUCUGUCUGUUAAAGUCCAGGCUAAAGUCCAGAUGACCGGAUUCACUGAGGCAGGGAGUUAAACCAUCUCAGUCCCUCUCAUCGAUACUACGUCUUGAAGUGACACUGCCGUCAGUUUACAAAUGGUCUUAACAGACAAGUCAAUGUUUACUUUAAACUAAAAAACAAAACCUUUUAAUUUCUGUUUCAGCUAAAUGCAUCUUGCAUGGCUGUGUAUUGUUCAGUCAGGGGUUGUCAGGGUGCUUUUCAAACAAAGCUUCUGCAGUAUAUCUUUAAAUACUCGUGUUAAAAACAAUGCUAGCUUUAAAGCUUAUACAUUUAUACAUAUCUCUUUGUUGCUAUUUUUUUACUUAUUGGCCUUAAAACAUUCCAUUCAGUUUGUAGAUUUGCUUCAUAUUUGAUAUAAACCAGCAUUUCUAGAGAGGUGAACCGUCAUUACUUUGAAAGGAGAAGAGGAUACGCACUUUGUGUUUACCACAGCAGAUUUAGGGAGCUGUGUGUAAUGGGAGUUAAGUUGUUUUAAGUGCUCUGCCAUUUAUUUGUUGAUGGAAACAUGCUACAGUUUGUAGAUUUUGAUACUAUAGACUAUUAUAGAGAAAUUAUAUAUAGGAACUUAUAUUCUGCAAAACUUUCCAACUCCAAAGAUAAGACAUUGUAGUAAUACUCAAAGUUGCUGACUGCCCAACAUGUUAAAACUAGCAAUCAGUCAGCCAAAGAGAUAGCUUUAAAUGUUUGGGUUAUACUUUGGCCUUGUACUCCUAUCACUUCAGACAUGAGUGAAUAUAGGUUAAAACAUAUGCUGCAGUGUGAACAGGAGUUUUAUGCGUACAAAAUUUUAGAAAUGUCACUGACUACAGUGAACUCAGUGAGAAAACACUUUGUCACUUGCAGUAACAUUGAGUAUACAUGGAACAAAUAAGCAGAAUAUUGAAAAGGACCAAAAAUACGACAGAAACAAGCAGUAGAAACCUACAGUAAAUGGGACUGAGUCGCUGUCCCCCAGUGCUUUUUGUACAUGCACCUCAGUCUUCAAAAGGCAACAGCACUUGGACAGAGUAUGAUCACAUUUUGUAGUCCCUAACAUUCAGUCUUGUUAAUACGUUUGCACCUCAGAAAUUAUUUCCUGGCCUGUUUUUUUUUUUAUUAGUGACCUGUGAGAAAACACUUUGAUAUUACUCUGAUGCAUUAUAUAGAGUUAACAUUGUUGACCUGGCCUCAAGCAAAAGGGAUAUUUCAACUAUUUCAUACUUAUAACUUUGUCAGUGUGAAACUUUGGGCUAAAUAAAACACUACAGAUGGUGAUCAUUCCAGGCUGAAACUGUCGCGUGCUCAGGUCAAAGCCUUGCUUCAAGUGACUGACAUGAAAUGGCUGCAUAACAUAUAAUCAAACCAUAUAACAGAAAAGGAAAGAUAAUGAAUUGGGCUGGCUUGUUUCUUAGGUACUUGUUUACAUGCAGCCAUUUAAUCAGUCACACAGAGAAUUGAAAAGGUGGACUACAUGUUGGAUUUAUUAGGUUUUAGUUUUCCCUUGUGGGGCCACGCAGGGCGUCUCAGGCCAGCUCAGAAUGAAUCAGGCAUUGGAUUACAGGACUUUGAUUAUUUGCAACCGUGCCCUGCAUCUCUGAAUAUGAUGAAAUGCAGAUUCUCUCGGAAACAUUGGAUUGGAGAGGUGAAAUCGUAAGCAUUUAGUGUUGUAAAACAGGCCUUUUAACAGCCAUGAGAUUGUUUGACCUGAGUGCAAAAGUAAAAUCCUGUAGACUGUAAUGAUUCUACACUGUUUUUCAACAUCUAAUGUAUUUUCUGUGCUCGAAUACAGAAUGGAGACACAAAAGGCUGAUUGACAGUACUUUAAUCACUCAGUAAUUCCAUGUUGCUGUAGGUAAAAGUCAUCAGAAAAGGCCAAAAGUGACCAUUGAAAAAUGUAGGAUGAGAGACUUGACCAUCAUUUUGCACAUUCCAUGUCUCUUUCCACAAGAGAAGGCAACUUAAAGAUUUUUUACAAGCACAUACUAUUGCACUUACCCUUUGGUGCUUUUUGCACACCGCUUAUUCCAAAAGUGAAUAAAUGCAUGCUAUAUUGUAGCAACAGCUGAUGUAUUCAUCUCUUGCAGGGGUAUGGUGGCCUUGACUUGAGAAAUACUGUUUUAUAAAGAAUAAACACAGCUUGAAACUGUUAAUGCAUCUUUCCAAUCUAUUCAUUCAACUGUUUUUAUUUUAUAACGAGGCACCAGGGAUGAAACUCAGUUUAAAAUCAUAGAAAGGUUGUGUAAGCUUUUGAGGUCUUGAGUCACACAGAUCCACCAGCAGGUUCACCAUACAUUUCCUAUGUGUCAAAGCAAUGAUCAAAACCACUGAAUGUUUUUGAUUUCAUUCAGAUUUGACAAAAAAGCUACUUAUGUCAGGCUUCUACAUCAUUUAGAGAUUGUCAUUCAAUGUGAUUGUGCAGCCAUAAUUUUUUUUGUUUCAUGAUGCAUUUCAAUAUUUGACACAGAUUAGAUUACAUCAGAUUAGAUUAAAUUUCACUGCAGAGUAAGUACCAGUAAAACAAUGCUGUUUAGCAUCUAACAAUAUUGUGUAAACAGUUGCACAGUGCAUGUAGAUAUUAUAAAUAUGAAUAACUAUAAAAUAAACACAAACAAGAAACCAAUAUGGAUUAUGUAUGACAUUAAGGGAUGUAACUAUGAUAGGUACAAUAUAAACAAUAAACCACUAUACAGUAUGCAAUAUAAUGAUGUAUACAUUAAGAGCA
Messenger RNA from Toxotes jaculatrix (banded archerfish), 4624 nucleotides. RefSeq names its product atlastin 3 (gene atl3). The record is from RefSeq and is a predicted model, not a curated record. Gene Ontology annotation, molecular function: GTPase activity; GTP binding. The coding region runs from base 166 to 1701 and encodes 511 amino acids. The transcript has 14 exons. Lineage: Eukaryota; Metazoa; Chordata; Actinopteri; Toxotidae. Gene Ontology annotation, biological process: endoplasmic reticulum organization; protein homooligomerization.